Aspergillus homomorphus CBS 101889 is the source of this 1738-nucleotide messenger RNA. RefSeq names its product ubiquitin-protein ligase RMD5. The record is from RefSeq and is a predicted model, not a curated record. Gene Ontology annotation, biological process: proteasome-mediated ubiquitin-dependent protein catabolic process. Lineage: Eukaryota; Fungi; Ascomycota; Eurotiomycetes; Eurotiales; Aspergillaceae. The transcript has 4 exons. Bases 226 to 1461 code for a protein of 411 amino acids. Gene Ontology annotation, cellular component: cytoplasm; GID complex; nucleus. Gene Ontology annotation, molecular function: ubiquitin protein ligase activity.
UGCACUGGUGACCUCUAACGCAAUUCCUUCAACUUCCUGCUGCUGUUUCAAAAUCCCUCAAUUAUUGCUGCUUCCUGCCAUCAAUGCUGUUCAAGGCUGGGCAACAGUAAGCAGACAUAUCUCUCGAUACCCCUCCAAUCUAUGGCUAUUGCUAGCUCCGCCCUCGAAGUGCGGUAACUGUCGGACACCGCUUUUGUACGCCUCGAAUCUCCGCUGUACACCAUCAUGGAGCUCGUGCAGAAGGAACAUGAGCGGCUGAUGAAGAAGACCAAAGCCUCUCAGGGUCUCAAAUCGAUACAGAACUCAAUAGAUCUGCUGGAAAAUGCGCGGGACGCUAUCGCUGCAGAUCCAAGCCAAGCCUCAAUCAUCCUCGCCAAGCUCCAGAACCCGGUGAAAGCAUCCUUCGACUCGAUCAAUGACAGUCUCAAAGAAACACACAGCAGCCUCAACAAAUAUUCCAAGUCUCUGGACAAGCUUUUCAAGGACAAACCCUUACCAAGCACCGAACAUGACGCCCUCUCCUCCCAAGAACACCUCAUCAACCGGGCCAUUGCGAUGCAUCUCCUGAGGGAGGGGCAGUUCUCGGUGGCAGCCACCUUCCUCGGUGAGAUGGCCGAAAAGAAAGCGACGGAGAAACAACAGGCCAACACUGCCAACGCCGCCGAGAACGCCGCAUCGAUCCUGGACAUCGACGAAGUCCCAUCCGGCGAGGUGCGCAAGCAAUUUGCCACGAUGUAUUACAUCCUGCACGAGCUGAAGGAGAACAACAACCUACUUCCAGCCAUACAGUGGGCCCGCGACAACGACGAGGCGUUGGCGGCGCGAGGGAGCAACCUCGAGUUCGAGCUCUGCCGACUGCAGUUCGUGUGGCUCUUCCACGGCGGCCGCGAGCAACAAGGUCCGACCCCGACCGGACGGCAGGCAGCGCUGGAGUACGCGCGCCGCGAGUUCCACGGCUUCGUGCCCCGAUACCUGCGCGAGGUGCAGCAGCUCAUGGGCGCGAUGGCCUUCUGCCCCAACCUCCAGGGCUCCCCGUACCGGAACAUCUUCAACAACCCGUCCGCAUGGUCCGACGUGGCCCACUCAUUCACCCGGGAAUUCUGCUCGCUGCUCGGCCUCUCCGCCGACUCGCCGCUGUACAUCGCCGCCACCGCCGGCGCCAUCGCCCUCCCCACCCUCCUCAAACUCCAAACCAUCAUGAAAGCCAAACGCACCGAGUGGACCUCCGAGAACGAGCUACCAGUCGAAAUCCCCCUCCCCCCCUCCUACCUCUUCCACUCCAUCUUCGUCUGCCCCGUCUCAAAAGAACAAACCACGGACGAAAACCCACCGAUGAUGAUGCCCUGCGGACACGUCAUUGCCGAGGAAUCGCUCAAAAGAUUAUGCAAGGGGAGCCGAUUCAAAUGCCCCUAUUGCCCCAGCGAGAGCCAUCCCCGCGAAGCCAAAAAGGUGUUCCUUUAGGUUCCAGGUUCCGUCUGCGUCGGGCCGCCGCGCAGGUACAGUCCAGUACCGUACAUAUCAAUUUCUUACUAUUUGUUUAGCGGGCGUUCAGGUUCAAUUCCACUUGCUAGUACGUGCAUGGUUUGGGAUUCAGAUCGGUCCUUAUUUCUCUAUCUCUUUUGGCGUACAUGCGGACAGGUUAAGCGUGGGUAGGAGUGCGGGGAUGUGGGAUUGUAUAUAGUUAGUUCUAUUUCUUCGUUGAAUAGGUGAACUUUAAAUCAACUGCAAGAACUUGACG